This is a messenger RNA of Cydia amplana, 994 nucleotides long. RefSeq names its product palmitoyl-protein thioesterase 1-like. The record is from RefSeq and is a predicted model, not a curated record. NCBI's taxonomy places the organism in Eukaryota, Metazoa, Arthropoda, Insecta, Lepidoptera, Tortricidae. Gene Ontology annotation, molecular function: palmitoyl-(protein) hydrolase activity. Gene Ontology annotation, cellular component: lysosome. Gene Ontology annotation, biological process: receptor-mediated endocytosis; protein depalmitoylation. The transcript is spliced from 6 exons. The coding region runs from base 57 to 956 and encodes 299 amino acids.
AAAGCGGUUUUAAUAAUUAAUUUUGUACUUAUAUUGGUGUCACUCUCUCAUAAACAAUGAAAUUGUUGGUGCUGCUAAUUAGUUUAAUUCACGCUUUAAUCGUCUGGGCCGGUCAAACACCGACACCGAUUGUACUAUGGCAUGGAAUGGGUGACACAUGUUGUGCAUUCUACAGUCUGGGUGGAUUCAAAACAUUUCUAGAAAAGCAAAUACCUAAUGUGUAUGUCACAUCCCUACGGUUUGGGAACAACACUAUUGAGGACCGGGAAAGUGGUUUCUUCAUGAACCCUAAUGACCAAAUAGACUAUGCUUGCAAAGUACUAGCGGCGGACCCUAAUUUGCAAAAGGGUUUUAAUGUGAUCGGCUUUUCACAGGGAUGCCAGUUUCUACGUGGCAUGAUCCAGCGAUGUGGCCACAAGCUACCUCCAGUCAAGAGCUUCAUUUCCCUUGGCGGGCAACACCAGGGCGUGUACGGUCUCCCGCACUGCAUGGCGGUCUCCCACAAGACCUGCGACUACAUACGGGAGCUGCUCAACUAUGCGGCUUAUCAGAGUUGGCUGCAGUCAUCGCUGGUCCAGGCUACCUACUGGCACGAUCCGCUCAACGAGGAAGAAUACAUGAGGAAGAGCAUUUACCUCGCCGAUAUCAACAACGAGUUGGCGAUCAACGAGACUUACAGAUCAAACUUGAAGAAGCUGGAAAACUUCGUGAUGGUGAAGUUCGACAGCGACAGUAUGGUGCAGCCGCGAGAAUCAGAAUGGUUCGGCUUCUAUACUCCGGGACAAGGCUCGCAGCUGCAGACGCUGCAGCAGUCCAGGAUCUAUACCGAGGACCGCCUCGGCCUGCAGGCAAUGGACCGCGCCGGUAAGCUCGCAUUCCUGUCCCAGCCCGGAGACCAUCUUCAGUUCGACGAAACGUGGUUCAUCGAUAACAUCAUCAACAAAUACCUUGUUUAGAUAAUUAUGUUUAAGAAUAUAUUUUAUUUAAUACGCUA